Molecule: messenger RNA, 1296 nt
Organism: Aspergillus bombycis
Lineage: Eukaryota; Fungi; Ascomycota; Eurotiomycetes; Eurotiales; Aspergillaceae
Product: putative proline--tRNA ligase AIM10
Exons: 1
Coding region: 1-1296 (431 amino acids)
Biological process (GO): prolyl-tRNA aminoacylation
Cellular component (GO): mitochondrion
Molecular function (GO): proline-tRNA ligase activity
Source: RefSeq, a predicted model, not a curated record
AUGAAGGAUCUCUACACGUUCGACUGCACCGUGGAAGAAGCUUUGGAGACGUACACAUCUGUGAAAGCUGCUUAUACACGACUGUUCAACGACCUGAGGAUACCCUAUCUGGUUGCUGCUGCAGAUUCCGGCAAUAUGGGCGGCAACCUAAGUCACGAAUUCCACGUUCCCAGCUCCAAAGGAGAAGACACGGUCAUUAGCUGUACUAGCUGCGACAUUGUUUAUAAUGACGAGCUUGCAGACGGGAAAAUUCAUGGAUUUGGUGACAACGAAAGCCCCCAGGCUAGCCCAGGGUUUGACACUGGAGAUUUGUCACCUGAAGCAGCACCGACCAUUUCUACAGGUCUCUGGAUGUCUAUUUCCAAGGAUAAACGGACCCUUCUGAGAGGAUGGUAUCCGAAAUUCUCCAUGCAAGGCGAAAGCCAGGAGCCAGUGGAAAGAGAAGUGAACUCCCAUGCUGUCAAGUCUGUAGCCAAUGCUGCAGGAAUCGAUCUUGACCUCAGCGUAGAGAACCCACUGGAACAGUGGGCAACUGAAGUGAAGUCUAACAAGGCUUCCGGCCCUUACCGUGUAGUGGACAUGUAUGACUCGCAAGUGCGAGUGUACAAACGCCCACCGCUGAGUGACGUGCUGGAUCAAGCAAGCUGCAAGGUGGAAGACAUUGACUACUCUAUGCUGGAUCGGUUCCCUGGUACAAACAAUGGCCUCAGCCUUGUCAAGGUUCAGGACGGCGACAAGUGCGCCAGAUGCGCUCAAGGUCGUGUGAAGACCCACGUCGCGAUUGAAAUGGGACACACCUUCCAUCUUGGCACAAGAUACAGUGAAGUUCUACAAGCCUCUGUCAUGGUGGACCAAUCCUCAUCUGGCAGCUCGGAAAAUCAGGUCGUGCCCAUGCAAAUGGGAUGCCAUGGAAUCGGUGUCUCGCGUAUGAUCACGGCGGUUGCUGACAGUCUAGCGGACUCCAAGGGGCUCAACUGGCCCCGCGCAGUGGCUCCUUUUGAGGUCAUUGUGGUUCCUGCGAAAGGCUUGGAGGACGAAGCCGAGAAGGUAUACGAUACGCUUACUUCGGACCCAGCUUCUCCAGUCGACGUCAUUCUUGACGACCGGGACAAGCAAAUGGGAUGGAAACUGGGGGACGCCGACCUGAUUGGCUACCCCAUCAUAGUUGUGGUCGGUAAGGGGUGGAAGAAGGAGCAAACAUUAGAGGUUCAGUGCCGUCAGUUGGAGGAUCUACGGGAGAAUGUGCCGCUAGAGCAGCUCUCGACAUUUAUUCGGUCCUUACUCGAGCGUCUGUAG